AUGGGUCCACAUCCCCUCCCCCUCCUCGGCAACGUCCUCUCCAUACCCACAAAAAACGCCCAAUUCCAAUUCACAAAAUGGGCCUCCCAAUACGGCGACAUCUACAGCCUCAAGCUCUUCCACACCACCACCAUCGUCCUCAGCUCCCGGCGCCUCGUCCGCGAACUCAUCGACAAACGGGGAACAACAUACAGCAGCCGCCCACCCUUCGUCUUUGCAACAAGGUACAUCGCGCGCGAUCCCGCGAAUAUGCCUCUAGUCGUCUUCAUGCCGUCGGGCGAGAAACUGAGGUUAUGCCGCAAGUUACUGGCGCAGUGUUUCAACGAGGCGAAGGUCGACAAAGAGUACAUCGGACUUGUGGAGGCGGAGGCUAGCCAGAUGCUGUGUGAUUUUGGGCAAGAGCCGGAGGAGUUUAUGGGGCAUACACUGAGGUUCGCGAAUAGCACUAUCAAGAGUCUAGUUUACGGAACAAGAACGAGACAUGCGGAGCAGCUGGAGGAGUACAAGGCUUGGUUUGACAAGUACGUUGCGUUGCUCGAAGUUGGUGCGACACCGCCAGUCGAUUUGCUACCGUGGUUGAUACAUGUGCCGCAGAGGAUAUGGACUGGACGCUGGAAGAAUUGGAAGGACAAGAGUGAGGAGACCAGCAAGGCUGUUAAUGCUGCCUUUACGCAGAUGGCGGAGCCGGUUUUGGAAAGGAGGAAACGGGGUGUGCGUGCAGCGACUGUAUAUGACUAUGUGCUGGAUGAGGGCGAGAAGGGGAUUGAUCUUACGAGAAGAGAUUUGGAUGUGUUUGCUGGGUCGCUGAUUGAUGCUGGGAGUGAUACGACGGCGUCUGCUAUACGAGUUUUCAUUCAGGCGAUGGCUAGGUAUCCGGAUGUCCAGGAACGAGCACACAGACAUGUUGAUGAGGCGGUGGGAAGCGUGCGAUCGCCCGGGUGGAGCGAUGUCGCGAGGUUACCGUAUGUCGUGCAGAUUAUCAAGGAGGUCAUGCGAUGGAGACCUCUUGCGGCCUUGAUAAUGCGCUCGACUACUGCUGAUGACACAAUUGACGGCUACUUCAUCCCAAAGAACACGACAGUCCUCGUCAACGUCUGGGCUUUGAACCAUACCCCAUCUGACGUCGACACUUGCGACUCCCCAAUGUCAGAUUUUGAUCCCGAUCGCUAUGCAACACGCACGCAUACUUCAGCUCAGUACGCAGCGUCUCCUGACGUGGGUUCGCGGGAUCACUUCACGUUCGGUGCUGGUCGUCGUAUUUGUCCUGGCAUGCAUCUUGCUGAGCGCAGUCUCUUCAUUGCUAUUGCGAAAUUACUUUGGGCCUUCGAGUUCAAAGAGAAGCCUGGGAAGUCUAUUGACAUCGAUCCUGAUACUGGGUUUAUGGAUGGUAUUGUGAGGACGCCGAAGGAUUUUGAAUGCGAGAUACAAGUGAGAGAGGGACGCGAGGGAGUGUUUGAAAUGGAAUUUGCGGAGGCGAGAGAUGUGUUGGCGAAGUAUGAGAUGUAA
Messenger RNA from Alternaria ventricosa, 1506 nucleotides. RefSeq lists its product as uncharacterized. Lineage: Eukaryota; Fungi; Ascomycota; Dothideomycetes; Pleosporales; Pleosporaceae. The coding region runs from base 1 to 1506 and encodes 501 amino acids. The record is from RefSeq and is a predicted model, not a curated record. The transcript is spliced from 3 exons. Gene Ontology annotation, molecular function: heme binding; oxidoreductase activity, acting on paired donors, with incorporation or reduction of molecular oxygen; monooxygenase activity.